Molecule: messenger RNA, 1567 nt
Organism: Thunnus maccoyii (southern bluefin tuna)
Lineage: Eukaryota; Metazoa; Chordata; Actinopteri; Scombriformes; Scombridae
Product: transmembrane protein 250
Exons: 2
Coding region: 425-844 (139 amino acids)
Source: RefSeq, a predicted model, not a curated record
CAGCAGGAUGACUCGUAAAUUUUGCGACAGGACGUACAACCACCGGCUUGCCGUCGCUGCUGCCUCAUCUCCGCUGGAAAAAAAAAAACUGUGCAUCGGGGAGGAAAAAGAAAACAAAUGCAGUGUGUUUAUGUUACAGCCAGUUGUUUAUAAUGUGAUAAAAUGCUCCAGUCAUCCGAGAUUCAAACACUGGCUUUGUUGGUAAGGAGGAAGACGUCGUAGUGUUGCAUAGUCUUGUUGCAUUUGAAGAAGAAAGCCUUUCUGAGCACCAGAGACACAACCAGCAGCCACAUCACAAUCCUGAGAGCUCGUCUUAGCUCAGCUACCAAAUGAUGCGAACAACCUCCCCAGAAGCAGCACUCGCAGAGGACUCAACCUGUACCUGGGACUCCUGUGCACAGUGCUGGGCUCCUGUAGCCCACCCAUGCCUGUGAUCCCCAUCCCUCGGCGGGUGCGCAGCUUCCAUGGCCCCCACACCACCUGCAUGCACUCGGCCUGUGGGUCGACGCACGCUACCAAGCUAGUGCGCACCAAAUACAAUAACUUUGACCUCUACCUGCGCUCACGCUGCAUGUACAGCUUCCUCCGUUUCCUCCUCUACUUUGGCUGCAGUCUGCUGACCUCUCUGCUGUGGGUGGCGCUCUCCACGCUCUUCUUUCUGCAGUAUGUCAGCGUGCGUGUACUCCUGCGCCUGCAGUACAAGCUUUCUGUCAUUCUGCUUUUGUUGGGGCAUCGGCGCCUGGACUUUGGGGUGCUUAAUGACCUGAUCAUCUACAGCAUGCAGAUCACCAUGUUUCUGGUGGGGGGGCUCGGCUGGUGCUUCAUGGUGUUUGUGGACAUGUAGCUGCAAUGUGAUCGACAUGGGAAGUGUAGUGUGUGAUGUAGAUGCUUCACAUUGUAACUUCAGCGUUGUGUGGUGUUAUGGGACAACAUCCACCGUUAGUAUGUCCUCUAGGACUGCCCCAUAUGACACUCGGCUCUGGUCAAAAAGACCCUUUUGAUGUCAACUCAUAAAACCUUAUUGGUUUAGUGUCGGGUAUGACAGAACCCAGUAGGAAUUUGUGUAACAUUUGUGUGGACAGUCCUCUAAAACCAGUUUUCAGAAAUUAUGAAGUCAGUCUGAACAUAAGAGUCAGACUUGAGUCAUCAUGUUGAACUCAGAGGACCAAAAGGGUCAAAGUCUCUGACAUUUAUAUUGUAUUUUCAUGCCAUUUGUAAACUGUUUUCAUACACGUUGAAGGGCAUCUUGAGUAGAAACUCAAAAGUCAACGUUGCACGGAAAAGUGACCUAACAUAUGACUGAUGUGCAUCAUGGUUAUGUGAUGCAAGACAGUCAUUUGUGCCAAAAUAACACAAGUAGGGACUCCAAAAGCAAAAUUGUACCAUCAUUCCAAGGUUUAGACAAGCCUUAUUGAGAUGAUGUUGUCUCUUAACACAAUGUCAUGUAAAACCGCACACAGAUGCAGAUGAUAUACAGUAACUUAUGGUGGAUGAAGUGACCAAAAACAAGUGUCAACAAUGUGUGUAAUGUUGUCUUGUGGAAAGGGUGGGGCAGAAUGGGGUGGGG